Molecule: messenger RNA, 2958 nt
Organism: Amphiprion ocellaris (clown anemonefish)
Lineage: Eukaryota; Metazoa; Chordata; Actinopteri; Pomacentridae
Gene: htr5ab
Product: 5-hydroxytryptamine (serotonin) receptor 5A, genome duplicate b
Exons: 3
Coding region: 484-1524 (346 amino acids)
Biological process (GO): G protein-coupled receptor signaling pathway, coupled to cyclic nucleotide second messenger; chemical synaptic transmission
Cellular component (GO): plasma membrane; dendrite
Molecular function (GO): G protein-coupled serotonin receptor activity; neurotransmitter receptor activity
Source: RefSeq, a predicted model, not a curated record
CCUCUGAUCACAGCAGAGUGCGACUAAUUAGAGACGGGGACUGUUUCUGAGCAGCACGAACACCGUGUUAGGAUGGAGACAUCGUCCUCAAACGCACCGCAUGCCUUGGAAAUAAAGCUUUCCCUUUAAAAAAAACAAAAAAAACAAGAUUACGCACACGAGUCUCCCACAUGCCCAUAAAAAACGCAGCGUUUAUCAUUUGCCUGGACUCUGUUUCCCCCUCCGGAGCGCUGUGUGGUUCAUUCCAGCGUCUCUGUAUCCUCAGUGCGAGGUGUGUUUCUGCUGCCAGCCACACUGAGCUCAAUCACCGCGCUGACAGAGCUGCAAACAAGUGAGAUUUCCGAGGCGAGGUUAAGACCGAGCAGAGAUCUACUGGUUCAGGAUCCGCUUUAGGCUUAACUGUUAAUGGGAAUGUAUCAGCUGUCUGCAGAAACUGAGUGUGAAUCCUCUUGGCCCUUUGCUGCAGGGCCGUGAGCAGCAACCAUGACGUACCCAAACGCCAGCUCACUGACAGCCAACUUCAGUGGUGCGUCGGAGGACCAUGACUCCGGGGGGAACAUCUACCGGCCCUUCUCUGUUUUCAGCGUGCUCACUCUCACGUUGCUGGCAAUGCUGGUGGUGGCCACGUUUGUGUGGAACCUGCUGGUGCUGGUGACCAUCCUCCGGGUGAGGACGUUCCACCGGGUGCCCCACAACCUGGUGGCUUCCAUGGCCAUCUCAGACGUGAUGGUGGCCGCUCUGGUGAUGCCGCUCAGCCUGGUGCACGAGCUGAACAACAGGCUGUGGAAGCUGGGCCGAGUGCUGUGCCAGGUGUGGAUCUCCUUCGACGUGCUCUGCUGCACGGCCAGCAUCUGGAACGUGACGGCCAUCGCUCUGGACCGCUAUUGGUCCAUCACCAGGCACCUGGAGUACACACUCAAGACGCGCAAAAAGAUCUCCAACGUGAUGAUCGCUCUCACGUGGCUGCUGUCCUCCAUCAUCUCCUUGUCGCCGCUCUUCGGCUGGGGGGAGACGUACUCAGAGGGGAUGAAGUGCCAGGUGAGCCAGGAGCUGUCCUACACCAUCUUCUCCACCUUUGGCGCCUUUUACCUCCCGCUUUGCGUCGUCCUCUUUGUUUAUUGGAAGAUCUACAAGGCGGCCAAGUUUCGGAUUGGCUCCCGCAAGACGAACACAAUCACACCCAUGGCUGAGGUGAAGGAGGAGACGCAGCAGCCCCAGAUGGUGUUUACCGUGCGACACGCCACCGUGACCUUCCAGACGGACGGGGACACGUGGCGCGAGCAGAAGGAGAAGAAGGCGGCGCUCAUGGUGGGCAUUCUGAUCGGCGUCUUUGUACUUUGCUGGAUCCCCUUCUUCAUCACCGAGCUCAUCGUCCCGCUGUGCUCCUGCGACAUCCCGCCCAUCUGGAAGAGCAUCUUCCUGUGGCUGGGCUACUCCAACUCCUUCUUUAACCCACUCAUAUACACCGCCUUUAAUAAGAACUACAACAACGCCCUGAGGAACCUCUUCUCCAGGCAGCGCUGAGCUACUCCACAUCCUCGGCGGUCACAAUACACCAGCAUGCACUCCACAGUGUUACUCCUGCAGGCAGAAAUCGGACUAAUCUGAGUCCAUCACUCCAUCAUCCUCCAGGGGGAUGAUAACCAGAAGCUGUUAAAUGUUGUGUUUUGUUUGUUGAAGAAGUGACCUCACAGCUGGACUGAGAUGGAUGUCUGAGCUACUGUAUCCAUAAAACAGGACAAUAAAUUGGCGGAUACAGUGCAGUCGUCAUGUUGGUUUUCCUCUCUGUAAUUUCAGGCGUAUUAAGGGGAAAAGGCGUGUUAACUCCCUCAUAAACACUUUCAUUAUCGUUGUGUGCGAAGAAUCAAAGUGGCGCUGAAAGAAAUUUUCAAGGAAAAUCUGUCAGAGCUGAACAAAAUGAACCUCAUAAAUAAUAGAAGCCAACUGUGGAAUCUGUGCCAAAAAAGAGACAUCAAAACGCUCAUCGUACAUAAUGUUUCAAGCAAAAAAAAAAAGGAAAAAUUGAUCUGAUUAUAGAAAAGUUGGAUUGUAGGAACCGAAAGCCCUCCAGUAAAGUGAUAAAAUGUUCCAAGACCUCAACCUUAAAGCUAUUUGCUCACAAACUCCCUGGUAUCACAUGCAAUUUAUUCCAACAUGUUUCUAGAUGAAAGUGCAGGCUGUCCUCUGGUGCUGACUACACUAAUGCUGCUUGCACAUACAUCUACACACUCUCAUGCCUUUUGAGAGCAGGAAAAUAGCAGAACAAGUCAUUAUUUUCUUUGAAUCAUUGAGUAAAUGUUUUGUUGAGUUGCAAAUGAUCACAUCGCACUCACAGUUCCAGUGACUAUCAGAUACAGAAGAUGUGGUGUAAAACUAUUCAAAACAUUAGCACAACAACAGAUUCUGCAGCCUUAGAAGUCAGAGGGAAUUCAAUUGGGAAAUAAAAAAAACAUGAAAAAAGAUCAAGUCCUGAGAUGAUGCAUGUUUUAAAGUAUAAUUCGUGGCAUCAUACUGUAGUAGGGGGGUUAUAUGAACAAAGAAAAAAGAUCAUAUCAAUGAAUACAAAUAUUCAGAAUCAAAAAAAGUCAUUUCCAGUUGUGGAUCUUAUUUUGUAUGAGUCCCCUGUUUUCCUGCACAAAAUGCCACUUGCUACCUAAAGUGUUCGUCACUGUAGAUUCAGUGAGUGAACUUUAUUUUGUGUGUCUGUCAUGUACUGUAAUGUGAGGAAUCAAGCAUGAUAUUGAUUCCCUGCAAAUCGCUGUGCUACUUGUAAGUAUGCUCCAACUGGAGAGCAACGUCCAAAUUCCGUCUUCAUUAAAUGUUGUUUUUUGUCUUUUUUUUUUCCUGAUGGAAGACGAUACAGUAAAUUGUUCAAACUAUCUAAUGUUGCCGUCUUGUGAAAGCUGUGUAUCUCCUUAUUUGUUGAAUUCUUCAAAUAAACUCGACUGUUAAAUCAUC